Callorhinus ursinus (northern fur seal) is the source of this 921-nucleotide messenger RNA. Its product is annotated as olfactory receptor 4A47-like. Gene Ontology annotation, cellular component: membrane. Gene Ontology annotation, biological process: G protein-coupled receptor signaling pathway. NCBI's taxonomy places the organism in Eukaryota, Metazoa, Chordata, Mammalia, Carnivora, Otariidae. Gene Ontology annotation, molecular function: G protein-coupled receptor activity; olfactory receptor activity. The record is from RefSeq and is a predicted model, not a curated record.
AUGGAACCAAAUAGCAAUGUAACUUACUUUGUCCUCUUGGGCCUCACCCAGGAUACAAAGGAACAGAAGGUCCUUUUUGUUAUGUUCUUGCUCUUCUAUAUUUUGACUGUGGUGGGCAACCUGCUCAUUGUGGUGACUGUAAGUGUCAGUAAGACCCUGGGCUCACCUAUGUACUUUUUUCUUGCUAGCUUAUCAUUUAUGGAUGUCAUUUAUUUAUCUUCCAUUUCCCCCAGAUUGAUUUCAGACUUGUUGUUUGGGGAAAAUACCAUAUCCUUCCAAUCUUGUAUGACUCAGCUAUUAACGGAGCACUUUUUUGGUGGAUCAGAGGUCUUUCUUCUGCUGGUGAUGGCCUAUGACCGUUAUGUGGCCAUCUGCAAGCCCUUGCAUUAUUUGGCGAUCAUGAGAAAGUGGCUGUGUGUGUUGCUGCUGGUUGUGUCCUGCGUUGGGGGUUUUCUGCAUUCAGUAAUUCAAGUUAGCACUAUUUAUGGGCUCCCAUUCUGUGGUUCCAAUGUCAUUGAUCAUUUUUUGUACCCCUUAUUGAAACUGGUCUGUACUGACACGUAUGUCAUUGGUCUGUUAGUGGUGGCUAAUGGAGGAGUGAUCUGCAGUAUUGUGUUCGUGCUUUUGCUCAUCUCUUAUGGUGUCAUCUUGCACUCUCUAAAGAACCUUAGUCUAGAAGGGAGGCGGAGAGCCCUCCAGACCUGUGGUUCCUACAUCACUGUGGUGGUCUUCUUCUUUGUUCCAUGUGUUUUCAUGUAUGUAAGACCUGCUAAGACCUUCUCCAUUGACAAAUCUUUGAGUGUGUUUUAUACAGUCAUAACCCCAAUGCUGAACCCACUGAUCUAUGCUCUGAGAAAUUCUGAGAUGACAAAUGCUAUGAAGAAGCUCUGGGGAAGAAAUGUCAUAUCUCUUAGUAGAUAA